Messenger RNA from Capsella rubella, 636 nucleotides. Its product is annotated as protein PHLOEM PROTEIN 2-LIKE A5. Lineage: Eukaryota; Viridiplantae; Streptophyta; Magnoliopsida; Brassicales; Brassicaceae. Gene Ontology annotation, biological process: signal transduction. Bases 1 to 636 code for a protein of 211 amino acids. The record is from RefSeq and is a predicted model, not a curated record. The transcript is spliced from 4 exons.
AUGAGCAUCACUGUCUCUCGGGCGGAGAACCAUCAAGUAUUCUUCAAUUACCGGGGAGAGCAACUGGGAUACUACUUUGUCAGCCACCUCAGUGAUGCCUUCGAGAGGCACCAGAUCAAGUUCUUCAUAGACAAAGACGAGCAGCGAGGCAAAGAUCUCAAACAUCUCUUUGUAAGGAUUGAAGAGUCGACAGUUGCACUAGCCAUCUUUUCAACGGGUUAUCCGGAGUCGAGGUGGUGCAUGGAUGAGUUGGUGAAGAUGAAGAAACUUGCGGAUCAAAGAAAGCUCCUAGUCAUUCCAAUCUUUUACAAGGUGGCAGCAAGAGACGUUCGAGAACAGACGGGUAAGUUUGGUGACAACUUCUGGAAUCUAGCGAAAGCUUCUAGUGGAGAGCAGAUCAAGAAAUGGAAAGAAGCCUUGGAAUGUAUAUCCGACAAGAUGGGUUUGUCAUUGGGAGACAAGAGCUCUGAAGCUGAUUUUGUCAAAGAAAUUGUUAAGGAGGUUCAGAGAGUUAUGGCAACAAUUGAGUUUGAGGAAGAAGAGAAUCAUUUGGGGAACAAAAAGAGAAAGGCCAGGAACUGCAAUUGCCUAUGUGAGCUUCCCGAUUUUAAGAGGACCAAAACUAGAAAGCUUUGA